This is a messenger RNA of Anoplopoma fimbria (sablefish), 3283 nucleotides long. RefSeq names its product terminal nucleotidyltransferase 4A (gene tent4a). Gene Ontology annotation, cellular component: TRAMP complex; nucleolus. Gene Ontology annotation, biological process: RNA 3'-end processing. Gene Ontology annotation, molecular function: mRNA binding; poly(A) RNA polymerase activity. The record is from RefSeq and is a predicted model, not a curated record. NCBI's taxonomy places the organism in Eukaryota, Metazoa, Chordata, Actinopteri, Perciformes, Anoplopomatidae.
ACGCCAUAUUGAAUUCCCGUAGGAAACAGCUAGCGAUUUUUUUUUUUUUCCCUUUUCUCUCUCAGCUAGCGACAUUAAAGGGGACACUUCUUCUUUUUUUUUUUUUAUAUUAUAAAAUCAAUGGUGCUGCUCUGCUUCAAUGUUUAAACACGUGUGUUUUCGUGUCCCCGGGGUAGAGCAGUGACCUUUUGAAGGGUCGGUAUACUUGUAGUGUGGGGAGGAGUGGCGGAGGAGCGGGGGGGAGCGGACGAGUUGAAUGGAUCCGAGGGUCGCCUGGAUUCAGCCCGAACAGAAAGGACCUGCGAACGCCUUAUGGAUGCACGUCUGGGAGACCUCUCAGGGGGUGCGGACCCUCUCCGCUCAGAUCCAGAACCAGCAGAACCAGCAGAACCACCAGCAGAACCACCACCACCACCACCAACGCGUGAGUUACGCAGCGCUGGACGUUUUGAAAAAUGUGGCGGCCGCGGUGGCAUCGGGCAAGAACGUUUACGGUAACGGCAACUUGGGCAACUUGAGCAGCCAUCGCAGCAUCAUUAUGAACGGGACUAACGGGGAUGUACGGAGCUCCUUCGCCGCGACGGAGGGGAAAACCCUGCCCCAGAAGAAGACCGGACCCGGCUCUUCCUCCACCUCGUCGUCGUCGUCGUUGCAGGAAUCCCGAACCGCUUCCAACGGCUCACUCGAAAGGACAACUGUUGGGAAUGUUAAUACAAACCUCGGGGGUGCCAAUAAUGUCAACCUCCAUCACCACCUCCACCUCCAUCCUUUCGACGUGAAGCACCAUCAGCUUCACCCGUCUUCUUUACCUGUAAACCACACACACAACCACCACCCUGGACGGAGGAAAAGCGACAAUAAAGCGAGCACGUACGGGAUGAAUUACCUGCUUUCCAACUGCUCUAACGGCAAUAACGCGAGCAGUUGGACGCCGUGGAAGACGGGGCGGUACAACCCGGGGGUCCUCGGACUCCACGAGGAGGUGAUGGACCUCUACAACUUCAUGUCUCCUCGGCCGGAGGAAGCGGCUAUGAGGAAGGAGGUGGUGAACCGGAUAGAGAUGAUCAUCAAGGAGCUGUGGCCGACUGCAGAUGUCCAAAUAUUUGGCAGCUUCAGCACAGGGCUGUACCUUCCAACAAGCGACAUUGACCUGGUCGUGUUUGGGAAGUGGGCGCCCCCGCUGCAAGAGCUGGAACAAGCUCUCCGCAAGCACAACGUGGCAGAACCGUUCUCCAUUAAAGUGCUGGACAAGGCUACGGUGCCAAUCAUCAAGCUGACAGACCAGGAGACGGAGGUGAAGGUGGACAUCAGUUUCAACGUGGAGACUGGGGUCAAGGCGGCAAGCUUCAUUAAAGAUUAUGUUAAGAUGUAUCCAGUGCUGCCUUACCUGAUCUUUGUACUGAAGCAGUUCCUGCUGCAGAGAGAUCUGAACGAAGUCUUCACCGGGGGAAUCAGCUCCUACAGCCUGAUCCUCAUGGUCAUCAGCUUCCUACAGCUCCAUCCUCGCAUCGACGCCAGAAACCCCAGCGAGAAUUUGGGCGUGUUGCUGAUCGAGUUCUUCGAGUUGUACGGCCGCCACUUCAACUACUUGAAAACGGGGAUUCGCAUCAAAAGUGGAGGCGCAUACAUAGCCAAAGAGGAGAUCAUGAAGGCCAUGACAAAUGGAUACAGACCAUCCACGCUCUGCAUAGAGGACCCACUACUCCCAGGUAAUGAUGUAGGGAGGGGUUCCUAUGGUGCCAUGCAUGUAAAGCAGGUGUUCGACUACGCCUACACUGUCCUGAGUCACGCUGUGUCCCCGCUCGCACGGUCGUAUCCCAACAAAGACUCUGAAAGCACCUUGGGGAGAAUAAUCAGGUUGACCCAGGAAGUUAUCGACUACAGGGAAUGGAUCAUUAAGAAGUGGGGGGGCAGGGAUCUGGCACGAACGGACAACAGAGUUCCCCCUCCCAAGGAGCCGGCGUCGGAGCAGGAGCCCUGUGUGCUCGGCGGUGGAGUCGGGACGGAGGAGCAGCAAAGGGACUCGACGUCGCCCCACAGCGCUGACUCGCCCAUGUCCAUCUCCAGCCCCCAGCAGCACUCCUCCGCCUCCUCCGUCUCCUCGCUGUCUGGAUCAGACAACGACUCUGAUUCAGCGCUGCCGUGUCCCGUCCCGCCUCCUUCCCUGCCCCCGUACCCGUCUUUCCCUCAUCUGGGCCUAGCUAUGCCGCCGGGCCUCAACAUGGGCACCUGCAAGCCCGGCAUGGGAGGACACCAUCUCCUCUUGCAUCCAGGCUCACAGGCUCGCGUCUCACUAGCAAUGCACUCCAUACCUGGCAGACAGGUGUGUAUAGACACCGGGCUCCCCCUUCUUCCACGCCCCCCAGCCCAUGCUCAUGCCCCCGCCCCCUCCAGCCCCCAGUCUCCGCCCAGCCCCCACUCCAGCCACACACACAAGAACGGAGUCAAGUUCAACGUGAAGAGCUUCCACAACCCUCCGCUGGUCAACAACCCCGUUCUGGCUAACCGCGGACACACACACAGCCACACACAGUAUCACCGCAACACUUGGCGACGCAGGAAGAGGGACAGCCUGCCGGUUAGCCUCAGCAGAUAGAAACCACUCCUCUCCCCCCCCCCCUACACUUUUGCUCCGUCUCCUCUCCUCUCCGGCUCUGCAUAUGUCGGGAGGGAGGAUGGACCGGCGGACCGACGGAGGACCAGAGACCAGCAGUUUUCACUCUGGGGCUGCCGUGACACGGACCAACAGCUCCUCAGCUCUGCAGCUUCUUCCUUCUAUCCCUACCUUUCCUUUUCCGCAUGACUUCUGUUCAUACUUCUGCAGUUUCAGUAUUAUGUUACUUUCAGUAUUUUGUCCUCCUCGUCUUUGUUUCAGGUCUUUUUUUUUUUCUUUUUCGUUAGACUUGGUGCUGAAGCCAUUGCCAAGUUCAUUUGACCUCGUCUUGACGUUUGCAGCCAAGCUGCCUUUGGUUCAGUGUUACUUUAUUUUUUUUUUUUUUUUUUUUACAGUUUAUACACUUAAGAACAAAAAAGGUUUUUUUUUCAUUUGUGCAAUAAUGUUAUUUUUAUUUUUUUGGGACGAAAGUAAAUGCUUAUUUAAUUUGUGUGUGUGUGCGUGCGUGUGUGUGUGUGUGUGUGUGUGUGUGUGUGUGUGUGUGUGUGUAUAUGUAAAGGCGUUUUUAUACAGUUGUUUUAUUUUUGUAGAGUUUUAAAUUUUGUUUACGAAAAACUUUCCCCAGGCAGCAUCUCUGGAGUGUGUGUGUGUUGCUCUGUCUGGUCGUUG